AUGACUUCCUGGGCAGAUAUUCAGAAACUUGCAUCAGAUUUGCAGAGAGUUCAACUGUCACAAUCAUCUAAAAAGCUCUCCGAGGUGAAUUGCAUUGAAGUCCUUCAAAAACUUAUCGCUUCUCAUCGAAUUGACGUGGUCUAUACUAGAGAUGGGCAUAGUUAUGUAACUAAAAACCACUUGGAAACUGAGAUAAAAAACGAGUGCAUAGCCGCUGGAGGACGUGCUUCUCUCACUGAUAUCGCAGUUGCUCUUAACAUAGAUUUCGAUCAUAUCGAGAAGACUUCGCGCUUGAUUGUUUCGACUGAUGAUGAAUUUACAAUUUCGAAUGCAGAGAUAUUCGCGACUGAAUACGUACAUCGUCUUCGUAACGAAUUGCGUACACUUCUCGAUGAGCAAGGAAAUCAAACAACUGCAGCACUCUGCAAGCACUGGAAUCUAUCAUCGGAACUUUUGCAAUCCUUGCUAAUCGAAAAAUUGGGAUCUUCUGAUUUUCAAGGAGUGGUUGAUGGGGAUACGAUCUAUACUUCUUCAUUUUUGAAUGCCAGACAAUUGGUUCUACGCGCUAUUCUGAUUGCAUUAACUAAAAUCACUCCUAUUUCAACUAUCCAAAAACGAGUUGGUCUCACACCGAAACGAUUUUGGAUUGCGUUCGAAAAUCUUCAAUCUCUCGGCGAAAUUCCUGGUACUUUAAUCGGUUCUCGUACAUCACCUUCCUGCUCGUAUCGUCCAAUGAUGUACGAUCAUCUUGUGAAGUCGUGCGUUUUGAAUCAAUAUAGACAGAAUGAAUUUUUAGAAAUUUCAACUCUAAAAACUCUAGGAGUAGAUGCAAAACCAGCUCUCGAAGAAGUUCUUGGAUCAUCUGAAUUCAAAAAACUUGUCAGUAUGAGAUCUAUGUUUAUGACAAAAGAACUCAUGGAUCAAUGUAUUAAUGCUGUUCAAGAAGACUUACAAAAAAGCGGAAUAUCCGACGUGCAUUUGGCUCUUCAAUCUCUAAAUCUUCCUCUAGAUACUGCUGAUGAGGAUGAAAUCGGGUCAAAAGUUGCAAAUGUGGAAAAAGAUUCGCAUUUUGCAGAGGGUUUUGUGUUCAAGGGAGCAGUUUUGACUGAAGCUCUGCGUUCAAUUGACAAAUUGUUGGACGUCAGAGCACAUGAGGAAGUUGAUCGAUUAGAAGCGGAGAAAAAGAAACAAGGCGGAGCCAAGGCAGCAGUGAAAGUUCAAGAAGAGACGGAUGACUGGGGAGAUGGAAAGAAAGGUGGAAAAGGAGGAAAGAAAAACGCAAAAAGUGUGAAAGGUGGUUCGAAAUCGUCUGCUCCUUCAACUUCAUCCAAUUUGUCGGCGAAUAUUUCCAUAAAUAGUGAGGAACUGGAAAUAUGGCUUCGUGAAAGUCAAUCAGUACCCGAAGAAAUUCUUUCAGUAAUUGUGGAAAAGUUGAAUCAAGAGACAACAACGCUACUUCGCAAAAAAGUUCAAGACAUUCAAGCACAUCAAUUGGUUGCCAGCGUCGCUAAUUCCAAAAAGUCAUUGUCUGCAAUCGGCGAUAAGUGUAGACAACUUUACGAUUCAUUUAACACAUUUGAGACGGCUACUUCCACUUUUGCUGAUCCCCUUGGCUCAGAUCUUCGGCAAUAUCUUCUGAAAACAGUUGGAAAUGAAAUUGCAUUGGCGUUGCUUUCAUAUGUUAUGGGAGUAGAUAAUGCACACCAAUUGAAGGAAAAACAGCGAGAAGAAACAAUUGAAAACCUUCCUGAAAUGCUCAGAGAUCCGAUUCGAUCAGUGUUUGCGUCGCUGAAAUCUACAGAUGAUGAUGCUUUGGAUAAAUUUCAUGAUGCUGUUUAUAAUUGUUCGGCUCCAAGUGCAACUUCGUUGGCACUGAAAAAAGUCGACAAGAAAGGAAGAGCCGAAGUUGGAGCUAAAAUUACAGCGGAACUUCAUGAGCAACUUUGUUCUCAAACGGAGCCAGCAACAACUCUUCUUCUGUCUGUUCUUUAUAUUUUAGCCAAGGCUGGACGCCCAACAACUGCCAGCGGAAAGUUUGUUUCUCAACUUGUUGCUCAAAUUAAGGAUUUAUGCCCCGAGAAUGUCUUCGACCUACUUCAGGCAUGCCAAAAAGGCGUAGUUACUUGCAUCAAGAACAAGGGCGACGAAGUGGCCAAAGAAAUGCUCGUUAAUGAUAUUUCUAGUCUGAAACAGUCAAUUAUGCCAUAAUAUCGAAAUAAUUCGUAUAACUUGUUUAAUUAAUUUAUUGAGAACUGAAAUAUGAAUGUAUUGCACGUGUUUUAUUCUGUUAAAAUUAAAUCUGUAAUUGUUUUUUUAGUCAGAAGGUAGCUUUCAUAAACAGCCCAAUUUCAAUU
Caenorhabditis elegans is the source of this 2354-nucleotide messenger RNA. It is a transcript of the gene ufl-1, whose product is annotated as E3 UFM1-protein ligase 1 homolog. Gene Ontology annotation, molecular function: UFM1 ligase activity. NCBI's taxonomy places the organism in Eukaryota, Metazoa, Nematoda, Chromadorea, Rhabditida, Rhabditidae. The coding region runs from base 1 to 2208 and encodes 735 amino acids. The transcript has 12 exons. Gene Ontology annotation, biological process: protein ufmylation. The record is from RefSeq and is marked reviewed.